Cetraspora pellucida is the source of this 1113-nucleotide messenger RNA. NCBI's taxonomy places the organism in Eukaryota, Fungi, Glomeromycota, Glomeromycetes, Diversisporales, Gigasporaceae. The record is from the annotation of a GenBank genome assembly.
AUGCCAUAUGAAAAAGAUCCAAUAGAGGACAAAACUAAUGAGAAGACUACUAAACAUCGAUAUCAGGAUCUAAUUAAUAAUCUACAUAUAAUUAGUGGUUCUGCUUUGAGUAGCAGCAUCAUGGAUGAUAAAAAAUUAAUACAAGAUGUUUUGCAUUAUAUAGAUUCUUCAAUAACUAUCAUUAAUUCAGAUAUAGAUGCACCAAUACCAAAUAGUCACCUAUGUCAAAAGCAUAUGGAACAUUGCAAUAAUGAUUUACAAGAAUAUGUUGAAUUAGUCAACAAACUUCAACAGCAUACACAAUGCAGCACAUUACAUUGUUUAAAAAUGAAUAAGCAAACAAAAUUAAGAGAAGAAACUAUUAUACAAAAAAAUGGUCAUGGUCAACUAGAAUUAUUGACAACCAGAAACAACUCUUAUAUAAAUUCACAUAACCAUCUUCAGCUUCAGGAAUGGAGAGCAAAUAUGGAACUAAAGCCUAUAUUUACUAUCUAUGCUGCACUAAAAUAUGUAUCCAACAAACCUAAUGACCCAUCUGUCAAGUCUUUUCAAAAACUGCUUCUUCAUACAAUAUCUGAGUAUGACUUUUUAGCUCAAGAAACCUGCCAUCUUCUACUUGGAAUUUCUCUAUACCAUUGUAGUCAGAAUUUUGUAACUUUAAAUCUUAAUAAAGAUGCCCUAAGAUGUGUUUAUUACAGUAGUAAAAAUAAUGACUACAGUAAUAAUAACAGUGGUGAAAAUAAUAACUGUGAUAAUAAUAACAUUAGUAAAAAUAAUAACUGCAGUAAUAAUGACAGUAGUAAAAAUAAUGAUUCUUCAAAAUCUUUUACUCUUUCAACUAUAUCUAAAAUACAAAUAUAUAAGAAGAAAAUGGAAAUAUUGCUCAAAAGACAAUAUUGUAUGUAUCUGGCCAUGUCCUUCUCCAUUGUAGAAUGGGCUUUGCUAGAAAGAAUUUUGUCAAAUGAAAAACUUUAUGAUCACCAUUUACAAGAAAUUGAAGCUAAUCCUUCAAAUAUACAUGGAUCAGCAGUAGAUUUUUUUGAAAAAAAUGAUGCUAAUAAUAGUGAAUACCAACUUGAUGAAGAAAAUAAAGAAGAUAUGCAACUUGACUAG